AUGGCCUGGUUCAAAAAGCUUGCUCUCCUCUUGAUCACAGUCUCGCCGUGCGUCACAGCCUAUCCUUUCAACAAGACCGGGAGACGCUUGGCUCUGAACCUGGAUGCACUUGAGCCUGAGGCAAAGUAUAUCGUGACCCUUCAAAAGGACCUCACUCCCACCCAGUUCAAAAAUCACAUCGCCAAAGUCAAUGGCACCUAUUACCGCAGCUCGCAAGACAAUAAGCAGAGUAGUCCCUCCGGUCUUGAACGGACAUAUGCCAUUGGUGGCUACCGGGCAUACUCUGGAACUUUUGAUAAAGAUACUAUAGCCUCACUUUGGAGCGAUGCAGUGGUGGCAGAAAUCGAGCUGGAUGACUACUUUACUGUACAAAAGCUUGUGACGCAGCGCCAUGCCCCCUGGGGUCUUGCGGCAUUGUCCAGCAAGAAGCCCGGUUCCGAGUCGUAUCGCUACGACAAGAGUGCGGGCAACGGCACUUUUGCCUAUGUUAUUGACACUGGAAUCAACACCAAACACGUUGAGUUUGGGGGCCGGGCUUCGGUUGGGUACAGUGUCAUCGCCGAUGACUUUUCGGACAAUAGUGGACAUGGAACUCAUGUUUCAGGCAUCAUCGGGGGCAAGACGUUUGGCGUGGCCAAGCAGACGGAGAUCAUCGGCGUCAAAGUGUUUCUCAACAACGGUGGCGAGAACUCGGAUGUGAUUGAUGGUUUGCAGUGGGCAGUCCGAGACAUUCUUGCCAAAGGCCGCCAGAGCCGUUCUGUCAUCAACAUGUCUCUUGGAGGCCCCUAUUCUUACGCGUUGAAUCAUGCUGUUGAUGCUGCUUUUGAAAUGGGAAUUCUCGUCGUCGUUGCAGCUGGAAACGAUGCAGAGCCAGCCCGAUACUCAUCUCCUGCAUCAUCAUCACAAGCCCUGACUGUGGGCGCCAUCGACAUCCAAUGGAGACGGUGCGGCUUUUCUAAUUUCGGCCCCGAGGUCAACAUCGAGGCUCCUGGUGAGGACAUAGAGUCCGCUUUUAUCGCGACGGAUAACGCGACUGCUAUUCUGGACGGCACUUCAAUGGCGACUCCCCACAUUACCGGGCUUGCUUUGUAUUUGGCCGCCUUGGAAAAGACAAAAACGGCAAAGGAGUUGAGAGACAAAGUCCUGGAGGUGGCAAUCAAGGACAAGGCGAAGGAUCUCACGCUUGAAACACCCAAUUUGAUCGCUCACAACGGUGCUCGCUAA
Trichoderma virens Gv29-8 is the source of this 1224-nucleotide messenger RNA. RefSeq lists its product as uncharacterized. Gene Ontology annotation, biological process: proteolysis. The transcript is spliced from 3 exons. Gene Ontology annotation, molecular function: serine-type endopeptidase activity. The record is from RefSeq and is a predicted model, not a curated record. NCBI's taxonomy places the organism in Eukaryota, Fungi, Ascomycota, Sordariomycetes, Hypocreales, Hypocreaceae. The coding region runs from base 1 to 1224 and encodes 407 amino acids.